AUGGACCUGGCGAACGAGAUGAGGCGUCAAGAGGCGGGCUUUAUUUGGAAUGGUCCUGAGAGGAAAUCUCUCGAAGAUCUUCCCCAAUGGAAGAGCUACGGCAUCACGCUGACUGAGAUUAAGAAACAACUCGGCUUGCAGGCCCUAGGCGGUGGACUCGACGGGUUGAGUCUGGGGUACAUUUCGGUAGAUGCGGCUUCGAGCGGACAACCAUUUGUGCACCUGGCACAAGAGCUGCACUCAUCAAGUGUCGAGUCCAAGGGAAACCCGAUUAGAUUCUACCAAGCCCUGCGCAGUUACGCGACCCCGUACCUCACCGUAGCAUGGCCCCAAUCAAACUCCUACCCGGAAAGGGGGCAGUCGGCCAGGUCAAUCGUGUCCAAGCUCGCUCUCCUGUUCGGCAUCGGCUGGGGCGACAUUCUCAAAAAGACAAAAAGACGACAUCAAUCUCGCACGCCCAUUCAAAGAGACCCUUGCGGUGCGUCGACCACAUGCGCUGCAGGUCCGGUCAUCUCGGGCCUUGACCCAAUGGGCACGAGAAAGAUACAUAAGAUGGCCGCCCAGGAUUAUGUACAGUUCCACCUCUCCAAGGUACCUUACCUCACGAGUCCAACGGCUCCGUCCAAUCCAACCGUGCAAAGAGACCGCCCUCCAUCUAACCGCCCCACCACCCACGACCCUCUCCUCUCGCUCCUCGCUCGCUUGACAUGCGGCCUCCUUUGCUGUGGGGUCCGAGUCGAUUUGACCGCAUCCGCAUCCGAGUACAACGUACUUCCCAGCAACCUUGAAGCUCCCUCCACACAGCGCCAAGCUCUCAAUCUCAAGCUCGCUCUUCAACUUUUGACUUCGGUCGUCCAUUCUUUACCCAAGCUUUCAGCUUACCACAUUCGCUCUCUCAACCCUCACGGUUAA
Sodiomyces alkalinus F11 is the source of this 912-nucleotide messenger RNA. RefSeq lists its product as hypothetical. The record is from RefSeq and is a predicted model, not a curated record. The coding region runs from base 1 to 912 and encodes 303 amino acids. NCBI's taxonomy places the organism in Eukaryota, Fungi, Ascomycota, Sordariomycetes, Glomerellales, Plectosphaerellaceae. The transcript has 12 exons.